AUGGGCAGUCUGGUACGACAUGUCUCUUUUCAGAAGACAGCAUCACUCAGAUUGGGUCUGGGCGUACGCAUCGUGGAGCAUGAACAGUUGAAAGUAACUCAGGAAAUGCUGGAUACUCUGGAUCAGGCUUGUCCGUGGAUGGAAGCAAUGAGGUUUGAUCAGAAUCAAUGGGCUUCCAGUUCGCUGAUGCUACCUAGAUCUCUGCUGCUGAAGCUACGUCAGUUGCCCACGCUCAAUUUCAGUUUAUUCACGCACAUCAUGGCAGAAAAUGGCAGUAAGCUGACUCAGCUCACACAUCUACACAUCAGAGGCAAUGCGGACAUGAUCCAACAUCCAACAUCGGCUAUUGACUUGCUCGCUUACACACCGCACCUCACUCAAUUGAUCUUUGAACGAGACGAACUGCACAACAAAUACAAGACGCCAGUGAUUUCUUAA
Molecule: messenger RNA, 438 nt
Organism: Mucor velutinosus
Lineage: Eukaryota; Fungi; Mucoromycota; Mucoromycetes; Mucorales; Mucoraceae
Exons: 1
Coding region: 1-438 (145 amino acids)
Source: RefSeq, a predicted model, not a curated record